UGGUCUCGUCUUCACCCGGAUCUUUGGCGAUCUGUCUAUUAAUCUGUGCUAUUAAUCUGUGCUUUUGCCAAUCACGAAAAACGGGGCCGUGGCAGCUCUCAGGCUUCUCUCUAGUUUGUCCGAGCAAUCUAAAAGCUCAAUUUCCCCAUGCUGCGCGCUCCUAGGGAACAAACGGGAAAGAAGUUGGUUCAACUGGUUGUUUCCAUUGGCUGUGAAUUGUUGUGAGUUGCGCGACGAGAGCGAGGCGAUCGCGCGCGGCAGUAAGCAGCGAAAUAACCAGAGAUGGCGAAUGAGCAUCAGAGAUUAUUGCAACAUUUAGAAAAGGUCGAAAACAAAGCUGGUGAAAUUCUCACUGAUCGUGGGGAAAUAGUUGCUCUAGAUAAGAGAAGAAACGACGAUCGUGUUGGAAUGAGAGCAUUGCAAAAACAGGUGCAUCCAAAAACAUGGAUCACAGUCGGACCCUUACUUUUAAAAAUGCCAUCUAAAGCAGCUGAAGAAUUAUUGGAAAAAGAUCAGAGAGAAUGUGAUACUGCCAUUAACAAGCUAAGAAGCGACUUGAAGAUAAAAGUAAAUCAACUACGUGAUAUAGAAUUGACACCACCGGUACCUGGGUUGAUGUUAGAACCUAUGUCUCGCAAAGAGAUGGAGGCAGUCGGACAAAUUUUUGGUCGAAGUGUCUAAUAUUUAAUAAAGUUUCUUUGUUCAGAAGUGUAAUUAGAAUAAGAGUAAAUAUAUGAAUUUAAAAUAUUUUUAAGUUUAAUUCUGUACUCAAACUUUUGUAUACAUAUAAUAUA
Messenger RNA from Vollenhovia emeryi, 794 nucleotides. RefSeq names its product p53 and DNA damage-regulated protein 1-like. The transcript has 3 exons. Bases 283 to 681 code for a protein of 132 amino acids. NCBI's taxonomy places the organism in Eukaryota, Metazoa, Arthropoda, Insecta, Hymenoptera, Formicidae. The record is from RefSeq and is a predicted model, not a curated record.